Molecule: messenger RNA, 4786 nt
Organism: Cheilinus undulatus (humphead wrasse)
Lineage: Eukaryota; Metazoa; Chordata; Actinopteri; Labriformes; Labridae
Gene: stard5
Product: StAR-related lipid transfer (START) domain containing 5
Exons: 6
Coding region: 382-1017 (211 amino acids)
Molecular function (GO): lipid binding
Source: RefSeq, a predicted model, not a curated record
UCGUGUUGUUACGUCGUAAUUGAUACAGAUGUGGCCUGUUCUGCUACAUAAACCGUCACUAUCACAGUUGUGUUUGUUUUGUCAUUUUUGUACACCCCGAAGAUACGAAUCAGCUGUUUUUAGCUAACGAUACAGGAACACUAGCUCGGUUCAUUCAUUCAGCGCUAGCUGUGUGGUUUCGGAUCAUGCUCACCUGAGGGUCAGUUUCUACGUUAGCUAAGCUAAAGCUAGCUGUCACUGCUGUGUUUAGUUAAAAAGUCUACAGUGUGACUGUUUGUCCGUGAAAUUAAGCGAUAACUGCCAUUUGUAUUGGCUGCGUUAUCAUCAGCUCUCUUUACAGUGAAGUAAAUUAGUAAGGGUGAUUAAUUUGCUCCUGUUGUCAUGGAUUAUGAGGAAAAAGCAAACUCAGUGGCUGACUGCUUGAUGAGCUACAAGAGGGAUGAGUCCGGCUGGAAAGUCUGCAAGAAAUCGAAUGAUGUGGCCGUGUCUUGGCGUCCUUCGUCUGAGUUCCCUGGGAAUGUUUAUAAGGGUGAUGGGAUCGUCAGUGGCAGCCCAGAGAAAGUGUGGGAGUGCUUGAAACCGAUACCCAACGGGCUCCGAGUCAGCUGGGACAACAAUGUGAAAAUGUUUGAACUGCUGGAACAAAUCACAGAGGACAUCUCAGUCUGCAGAACCGUCACACCGUCAGCAGCGAUGGGUAUCAUUGCCCCACGAGACUUUGUUGAUGUUAUUUUAGUGAAACAAUACGAAGAUGGUACUAUUUCAUCGAACGCCACCAAUGUGAGCCACCUGGGCUGCCCUCCCCAGUCCGGCUAUGUGAGAGGAUUCAACCACCCAUGUGGCUGCAUCUGUGUCCCCAUCUCAGGAGAGCCUAAGAAGACCCAGGUUUUGACUUUCUUCCAGACAGACCUCGGCGGCCUGCUCCCUCGCUCAGUGGUCGACUCGUUCUUCCCGUCCAGCAUGGCUGAUUUCUACAGAAACCUGACCAAGGCUGUGAAGUCCCUCAAAGACCUUUGACACCCAGAGUUAAGAGUUCUGUCUUAAAACCUGAGGCCUAAUGACCCAUCAGGCUCAAUGUUCAUUCCAUUUUAAACAACACAAAGACAAACAGCAAUUAGUACACUGAGAUGAUCAAUUUUCUUUUAGAUUAGUUUAAUCUAAGACUGAUUUUAUAUUUCCAUUUUAAUGCAGGAGGAAAUCUUUGGCAUCCUCCUUCCACCAGCCCUCCUUUGUCAUUCUGGUGUAGAACUAAGCACAGAUUUAGGUGCAGAAAUCCUUUUACAUCAGGGUCUAUGCAUGAUUCAUGCAGCAUAUGUAUUUGGCCAAUCAUGGCAUACGUAAUCAGACUACAAAAGUAAAUUUGAGUUUGUAGUAGAUGCGUUUUUUGUUCUCAAUAAUGUUGGAAAAGAAAAUUCCUCAUGCUGAGUGGCGAACUGGACUUGGGUAGAUUCUAAUGAAACUGAUCCAGGUGUAGAUGGUGUCAGAUGAGAGCAGUGAAGAAGAAGAGGGGAGUAAAGGGCGUAAAUGGGACCAAACCAACCUCACCAAUAACAGGGUAGAUGUUAAGAUCAGCUACAGAGUGCUGUUGUCUUAACACCACUGUGAUCAACGUUACUGUAACGUCUGGUGUCAUCAGAAUUAUUUCUUACUGAUGACUCUGGAUUAUAGAGUUACUGUAAAAGGUUUAAACCAUCCUUCUGUGUGAUGAUUUCCAGUAGGUCUAACUUGAAAAGUUAGGAUUGAUGGGGCGUUCCCUGGCAACUCAAGACGGUAGUUGAGCUUUCAGCCUCUAGUAGUGGUGGGCAGUACAGCAAAAUUUAACAGUGAUCUGUUAGUAAAUAGAGGGCCCAUAUUGCUUAUACCGAUAACAUCCAAGGGGGUGAAAACUUUUUAUAUCCUCUGUAAGUCAUGACCUGUGCAAAAGCCAGGAGUCCAGAAAAGAAACUAAGGCAGCUUUCUCAGAAAAAAAGAAACCCAGCAAUUACUCUUCACUACAGUCUUCAAAUCUGAGGGAGGGAAAUGCUUCCAGGAUGCUCCAGCACUUGUUAAAAUUUGUAAAUCACAUCUGGGCAGACCAUUUGUCGAGCUUUUUUAGAACCCCAGCCAUUUCUGUGGGCAGGCCUGAUGUGAUGUUUUCUCCUGUCACCCUGCUCCUAUUUUCCUCUCUGCCACUCACGUUGAGAUUAGCAAGGAACAAGAUAAGAAGGAGAUGACAACGCAUCAGGAGUGUCUAAAAGGAAGAUUUCCUUGAUUUUCUUUCCCUUUUCUCACUCCUCGAGCAUCUUAACUCGCUUUUUUAACUAAGUGGAGAUAGUUGUGCAUUGAUUAGGGCACAAAACUAUUCAACUCACAGCUGUCAAAGGCACAUUAGUAAAAAGCACCACAUUACAGUUUGUACCAGGGGUUUUGAUCUUUUUUACUAGGGUAGCCUGGAAUUCACAGGGCAGAGAAUUAAAGAUUUGAUGGAUGAUGUGUGGACAGCCAGCAUGCAAUGUGAUGCAAUCACUGAUGCUCUUUCACUGCCUCUUACAAAGGUCAAAGAAAAGGGGAUAUGAGAAAACUUGGGGGUUCAUUUUUGGACUUUCUGAGCUGACCCUUGAUGCAGGAUUUCCUCCACUCACAUCCAGACUGAUAAAUGCAGAGCUUUGUGUUGAAAUGCCUGCACACCCAGUUUACUGUCGUACGUAUGUUUGUUAUAAAAAGGGUCAGUAAAAGGUUUUCUUCUUAAAACCAGCAUCCUACACAUCCCCGUCUGUGGGAGGAGCUAUUUCUUAACAUAUGAAAAGAACAAAUGGAUGUAAAUCUGUGUUUUUGAAGUACAGAACAUCUGUACUUUUUAGCUGGAUGAUCAGACACCAGACCUUUAUUCCUCUCAUCACUGUACAUCAGUGUGGACAGAAAACAUGCAUGUUGCAUGGACCUUAUGUAACCUAUAGUGCUGUCAGAUCAUUGGUUCAUAAAAGGGACCAAUACCUCAUGUCAUACCUCAUAUUUAGAUUUAUUUGUGUUGUAAUGAGCAGAGCUUAUUGAACAUAUGAGUGAUUCUUACCUAGCAUUUUAAGACUGCUGUAAUCAGCUUUAUUUACAUCAUGUUUUGGUUUUUCAAAGUAAAGUUUGUUUUUUAGGUUUGAUAGACAGAGGAACACGUGUCUUUCUCUCUUGCACACUAAAAUCAAACGUAUGCACAGGAGGAAUAUAAAUCUACCUCUUAUUUACAAUCUACACUAAAUAAAUGCUAGUGACACUGUAAUACUGGAUAUUCACAUUUAUAUCUGACUAGAGUAUUUACAUGGAAGGAUGUUUUCACAUUAGGGACAGUUUCAUGUUAUGCCUGAGCACAAUGAACCUUGGACGCCUGAUAAGCUGUUUCACAUCUCCAUAUCAUGGGAUAUAUUUCACAUCUAUCUUGGUAACACCACAAAGACAGUAGCUGCGUUUCCAUUACAGGUUUUUGCAAAAUAAAACCAAUAUUUUUAAAAUUUCAACUAAGUACAAUUGUGCAUUGAAUGUGUUUCCAUUGAAGGGAGUUUUGGGCAUGAGCCUUGUAAUUCUCAUAAAAUCUCAUCUUGUGAGAUGAGAAGCUGGAUGUUCAAAACCUGUUGCGUGUUGUUACGGUUAUUAUUACAUCUACAGCAGUUGCCUUGACAACUCUGAACAAAAAACGAAGGCAACAGAUGAUAGUUCAGAGGCAAAGUCCGUAUGUAUGGCAAAAGCCACAUAUAGGGGUGUAGGUAUGAUGUUAAGAUAAGUCUUGGUCUCCUCUUCUGUCCACACGUACCGCGCCAUGUUGUCGAAGAGUGAACUGGUCAUGUGGCAUCAUACGUUACAUCCUGGGACUGGGAAGUGUUUUCAUUGCACUUUUGCGGUAUAUUUCUUUAUCAAAACGUCUGAAAAACAUCCUCAAAAAGGUGUUACUAGUUACUAGUUUUUUAUUGCACUAUUUAGUUUUUGUGCAUUUCUAAGGGUCAUGGAAACGCAGCUAGUGUUGGAAGAUAAGAACCUUCCAAGUAGGUUUUUUCCUCUGAGUGGUCCGGUUCAGUUUGGUAUGCUUUCAUUUGCAUUUCCAUUAUGAAAAGUUGGAAAAGGUCCUAAAUAACUGACCUGCAGUGUCCUACUUUUUGGGCACCCUUUUUGUAGGGGUACCAAGGAUUGUUCACAAUCAGUGGAGCCAGUUGGUAAAUUAAACUUUAAUCAGGAGACGAGCACCAACAUCUUUUCCUCUAAAAAAGAGAUUCCAGUGCGGUUCUUUGCUCUCCUAAAGAAAUGCUGUUCACAUUGAGACCAACUGCGCGUGUGCUCACACUGAUCAAAUCCAGACUUUGGAGUCAAGUGCACUUGGGUCUUGGUCCCAGGUCCCUAAUGUGAAACCACCUGCAGCUGCCUGAACCUUAUUAAGUAUAAAGACAAUAAGAGUUUUCUUAAUUAUUACCACUGUACUUGUUUAAAUACUAAUGUACUCUGCAUUUAACUACAGUAACUGAUUUAAGAUUUUCCAACAUAUUUUUUUUCAGGUUGAAGUUUAAUUUCGACCAUUCCUCAAGAAAACGUAUAAACUGAAACCAGUUAAAAUAACUUGAUUAAACAUUUGGCUUUAGCAUCAUUCUGUCUUAUUUAGUAAAUCUUUGAAAGAACUCUGUGAACAUGGGAAGGUUUGAUGUUUAUCAGCUGUUGGUGUCUUUAGAGCUGUGAUAAGCCAUAUUAGAUAACACUUAAUUAUGAGCUCUUUAAUAGCGGAUUAAGAUUUCUUUUAAAAUGUUCACUUCUUGUUCACUGUGUAUUCUGUAAC